CGCACAGACAGGCGCUGCUAAAACACUUCUGCGCUUCUAGAAGGGCACGAGACAGACGAAAGAGCCGGCGCAGAUUUAACUACUGGGAAAUACUGAGACGCAAGAUUUGUUGUAUGAUCAAUCGCGUCUGUUGUGGAUUUUACUGAACUGAGAUCAUGAAUUAAGUGGCACGCGCUGAUUACUUCAUUUACGAGGCUUUAACCGGCUGGAAUUGCUGCAAUUUAAAGGCAUCUGUAGGAGCACUCGGUCUCUUUUGCCCUUCUGUUAUGGGAUUUUAACUUUCUACACCGCACGCGCACCUGGAGUCAGUUCGCUUGGUUUUACAUUUGCGCUCUUCCAGAAAUGGUGGGCCAUUUACAUUUGCAAGCUAUGGAUGAGAGUUUGAAAGGAAAGAACCGGGAGGGACUGUUGGAUAGUCCGGAUUCCGGACUUCCUCCGAGUCCCAGUCCGCCCUUCUACUCUCUGUCGCCGGGGAUCCUGGAGUCGCGCUCCGGCAGCUGCUCAACACCGACUGAGCUGCAGGGUUACAGCAGGAGAGAGAGCCGUGAGGGCAAACUGCUACCAUACUUGCUCCUGAACUCUCAAGGUCCAGAUGCUAAAUCGCGCAUGUACCCUGUGGUCUAUGGAGAGAGCAUUGAGGUCAACCCCAAACCAGAAAAAGAAAUCAAGUUUAACUCUGCAGUGAGGUAUGAUUCGGACAGACGCUUUCGUGACCAGGUGUACUGCGCCCAAGUCCCAACAGUCACGUCGUUCAGCGAGUCAGUGGUGGCGGUACAGAACUGCACAUGGCGCAGCUACAAGUCAGAGGUUCACUUUGAGCCACGACUCAGGCCGCUACACUACCAAAGCACAACCUUUGUGUUCCCCAAGCACACUAGGAGUACGUACCGCACCACGCUUAACUACAACGGCAACAGAAACGGAGCUGGGCAGCGACGGUUCGUGUCCACGGUCAGACUGGAAUCCACAGAGGAUGCCAGUCCUUGUAUCAUUUACACAGAAGACCUCUGAGACUUCCCGAGAGGCGUGUUAUUGUUCCCAAAACUCAAAAACUCCCUUGGUUAGAGAGCUACAAUGAAAGUGCUUGGACUUCUGUUACCAAAACCCUAAAAAAACGGAUGGCGAGAGACUUCAAAGGAAAAGAUGAAAGUCAGUGAGGGACACUUUGUUCAUUCGCUGCAGGUUAGGUCGGUACUUGAGCUGAAGCUGUCUGUGUGCAGUCUUUGGAGUAUAUUUGUGUGUUACGUGUGGUGUAUUUAUGUUCAUGUGAGGUUAUUUUUUAUAUCCAGUCAUACCUGUCAAUAGGAGUGACGAGCGUAAGGGUGAAAUUUCUUUCUUAUUCGCGGGCCUGCACAUUUAGAAACUUCUACACAUCCCUCAUGUUUUGCGUUUUUAAAUUAAAAUCAUGUUUGUAUGUGUGAGGUACUGACAAUUUGCUUGGUUUCAUUUGCAACAUUAUAAUACCUUUUUUAGUAUUUCUAAUUCAAACGAAUGAUUCGUUUGAUUUCGACAAUUAUAGGCAGUAAAGACAUUUACAAUACUGACAUAAUUUAAAUGUAACUAUAAAGACAAACACACUGUAAGUGAAUCCUACACUCUCAGAAAAAGGUACAAAAGUUGUCACUGGGAUGGUACCUAUUUUGGUACAUACAUGUACCUUUGAGGUACCAGUAUCUACCACUAAUGGCGCUUUUCCAUUGCAUAGUACCCCACGGGUCAGGUCGUGUCAGCUUACUUCACUUUAACUUGGUUAGCUUUUCCAUCGAGUUUAGUAAGACUUCGGAGUGGGAGGGAUUAUAGGCAUGUCGUUAUAUUUGCGCUGCCUACUGCUGUGACAUCAUACAAGUGAGAGCGUCGUUGGCAUGCUAUACGUUCCCAUACAUUAAUUUGUCAGUCCGCCACAAAAUCAAAAUUGACCACCACAAAUAAAUGUUUGCACAUCGCGAACAUCACUACCUCUUUCUCACAUGACAGUUUUUGUACAAACACGCGUGCCGUCAGUCGACGUGCUCCGCUGAGCCUCAUUUAGGUUGCAAAAUGUCGUGCAUUUUCGGGUCGCGAAUGUGCCGCCACAAACCGCAAGUUUGGAAAACACGGGUAUGGUGUUCCUGAUACUCAACCUGUGGAUGUUUUUCACCGCUAAAAGGGAGUUUGGGAACUUAAAACAAAGCACAGAUGACAACAGGUUUGCUCGAGACAGCGCAAGCUAGCAUGAAGGUAAAGCUAAUCUUGCGUUUAGCAUUGCACUCGUCACGAUUCUCUCAGACCAAUCAGUGAUCUACAGUGUUUUCACGUCACGUUUUAGUAUCAGCUCAGCUCGCUUGGAACUCCAACCAGGGUGAUACUAAAAAAAGUAUUGGGUACUUGUCAUGGGAUUCUCCAUACAACUACUAAUACCCUUGGUGAGUCUUAAUGAUUGCACAGAAGCCAGUCAAAAUAUGUAACAAAAUAAUGUUUAUUGAGCAGUUCUAUCUGCAGAAGCAAAACUGGCAGCUACAGAGAGAAGGCUAGGGCUGUCACAAUGAUUAAAUAAUCGUCUCAUCGCAAUUGUUUGACCUCAUCAGAUCACCGCAAUGAUUGCAUAUCUCUCUAAAAAACACAAGGGGGAGCUGCAGCGCCUGUAUAAACAAGACAGCAUCUAAUGGCGCUCUUUGACUAAUAAUGUAACGCGAUACAUUGCAAAGCCAUUUAAUACAGUGGACAAACACCAUCUAAAGAAAUGCUGCAAAACUUUUAUAAGCAGUAUGAAUUCAAUUGCCAGGUAAUACCAAAACAGCAAUUCCAAAUUUCGGGAAGUUUUUUAGUUUUGAAAGAUAUAUGCAUUAAAUAAUUAAUUUGAAAUAUGUGUUAUAUGUAUUAAUAUUUACUUUCAGGUAAACCUUGCAAAAGAUUUAACUUAAAUAUUCAUGAACAAACAAAAAUCUAUGAGAAUUAAAGGUCAAAGCCCUAAAACAGGCAAUUAAUCGUCACAAUUUAUUAGACAAUUAACCGUCAGCCAAAUUUCAUAAUUGUGACAGCCCUAGAGAACGCUGUAUCGAAACAACUCUCAACUCUCUCUGAACCCUUCUCUCCCCAGCUGCUCAUUUAUAUACGCUUUUUCAUGCACCUAUGCUUGCACAAAUCACACAUUUCUUGCACAUAUCACACUUUAGGUACCUUUGAGGUACCAAUAUGCACCUUUUAGGUACAAAAGUGUACUUUUUGAAAUGGUACCGCCCUAGUGACAACUUUUCUACCUUCUUGUACCUUUUCUCAUUCUGAAAUCAAACCCAAAUUAGGAUUUAACCCUAAAAUGUCUGAGAACUUGCUAAAAAAAAUACAAACUGUAUGAGUUGCACUUACACUGUGUUUUUUAAUCAUAUUUUUUAUUAAUAGUCUUGGUAUAGCAAAUAGGAGCACUUGAAAGGUUGGACCAAAAGUUCUUUCAAAUUAGGAGAAAGGGAAACGCAACCUUAAAUAUUUCCACCCUUUCUGGUUGUACCUCAGAACAUGUGGAAUUAUUCUCUUGCACAAGAGUUUGAGAACUCACCCAAGACUCUGUCACGACUAUAAUUCAAUGGCCAAAAUAUAACAGUUUCAUGAAAUGCAAGAUGGCAUACAGGAAAUAAUAACAUACGGCGCAUGUUUUAAUUCGGCACAUUUUGGGGAAAUGUUUGGAAUGCCAUUUGCUGUUUUUUUGGGGGGGAGAUUUUGUCAAGCUGCCAUAAAGGUUCAUCUGGAGGAAACAAAGUUUAUUUGCCUAUCAUGUAAAGAUGGUGUCCAGUCAUCUGAACUACUUUCAGAUUGUAUGGUUGGAUAACCUUUGGUUUCGCAAGUAAUGAUUUUUCUCAUUUUUGGAGCCAGUUAGUCUCUUACAAUAUCUUGAUUACCAAAGUGAACUCUCUUGUGACCUCCAGCAAAUCCAUUUACUCUUUAAUGUGUUAUACACAAAUGCUUUUUUAUAGCAGGGAAGGGACACAUUCUGUUCUGAGAUGGUUUGCUUUGGUUGAACUUUUUCUUCUUUUUUGGGAAGCUGAUGAGGUUUAUUUUGAGGAAUGUUUUGAUUAAGCAGUUGUGGAGGUGUUUGUACUUUAUUUCUGUCUUAUGGAAUAUACAUUUUGAAUUCUUUAAAAGCUGAAAGUGUACAUUUUGAUCUCUUACCUCAUUGAAAAUUCUUUCUUGUUUUAGCUUUUUAAAUAUUUGUAAUCUUAUAUGCUGGGGAAUUCUCUGGUGACUGGAAAUUACAGCGUAGGUUAAGAAAAACUGACAGUAUGUAUUGGUACAUGAGAGGGAAUACAUGGCAGGAAAAUGAAACGAACACAGUGUAUUUGAAUCCAUAAGGAAAAGAGUGCACCUUGCACAUAAAGUAGAUUUCAUGGAAGAUGUGAAUAAAUGAUAUGUGGUUUGGUUUGGUUGAGCAAUGUCUGGUUUCAUGAAAAAUCACAAGACAUCAGAUAAAAUACUUUCUGUGUUAAGAUGGAUUACUUGUGAAUGAUGGCCAAUUGAUAAGUGAAUAGAGGAAUUUUAGCAAUGUGUUGAAAGCCUUGCAAUGUUAUUAAUAUGGAGGAGAGAGCUUGUUUUUUUACGUUUUGAAUUUAUUUUGUGAUUAUAUUUGUUUGGUGUAAAAUGCUCUCUGCAAACUGAUUUUUUUUCUUUAACAUGAUGAUUUGUGUUUAUGUAAAAUACUUUCUGGUUGUAUAUGUGGCAUACAGCACUAGUAAUUCUCUAUAUUUUUGUAUAAUUCCCAAUUUAAUGCUCUUCUUUUGAACAACGGAUGAGAAAAUAAUUUAAGAAAAAUAUGUAUAUCCAAACUAAUAAAAUAAAAGUCCCAAACCCUAAAAUGGCUCUCUAUAUGCUUUUGGUA
Molecule: messenger RNA, 4843 nt
Organism: Misgurnus anguillicaudatus (oriental weatherfish)
Lineage: Eukaryota; Metazoa; Chordata; Actinopteri; Cypriniformes; Cobitidae
Gene: rflna
Product: refilin A
Biological process (GO): actin filament bundle organization; negative regulation of bone mineralization involved in bone maturation; skeletal system morphogenesis
Cellular component (GO): actin filament bundle
Molecular function (GO): filamin binding
Source: RefSeq, a predicted model, not a curated record